GGUGCUAUUUCAGAAGUUUCGAGAGAAACAGCGACCAGUCAGAUGCGUAUCAACAAAAGGGAAUCACGAGAAGAAACGACCAAUUCUGAUGUGCAAACAUCUACCUAUCUUGAUAAUGUUAAAGAUGUUUGUUUUGAAAAAGGUGGAUGUCCUACACAGGAUACUUUGAAUGAAUACGGGUGGUUUUGCAACUGUGAUAGUGAGUGUGAACAUUACAACGAUUGCUGCCUUCAGCACAAUUCAAAAGCAGAAAAUGUUCACCAUGUUUAUCAGUGUAUCAAGUUCAAAACUGAUGAUACGUCAUUGAUUGGUUUUCAAGCCAUAUCAUCGUGUUUACUAGAAUAUGAGAAUCAAACUGUUCAAGAUAAAUGUCUUGUUAACAACUUACUAGAAACUGGAACUCCUGUUGUUGUUGGCAAAAACUCUGUUUUUAAAAACAAAUAUUGCGCUCUUUGCAAUGAUGUGAAAACAUACAUUCCUUUUGAUGUUACAUUUUACGAUGUAAAAAUGACUUCUGCAGAGUUUGACUAUUUUCAAAAUCAAACAACAAAAUCAAAACUUAGUUAUAUUUUCAUGCAUGGUGAUUUCAAACUAGAACCACCUCCAAAUAGUGAUCUCAGGAUUUGUCCAGCAAACUUAAUAGAAAACAGUCAUCCUCGUUGUCAAUCGUAUGUAAAUCCAACAUUUAUACCAGUUGGAAGGGGUUAUCGUCUAUACAGAAAUGAGUUUUGUAUGCCUGAUCAAGAAAAACAGAAAUAUUUCAUUUGUAUGGCAAAUAUCAUGGGAGUGCUGUGGCGAUUGAACGAGAUUCAUAGUUUAUCUGUCAUAUUCUCCUUCAAGGAACCAAAGAUGAUGACAGCAAGUAGUAACGAGUGUGAAAAGUGGUCUGAAGAGGUAGAAAGAAGUAACCUGUGUGUGCAUCUGGAGACGUACGCCAAUUAUGAAAUAAACCUGGAAUAUAUCAUGAUAUCAAUUAAAAAUCAUACGAAGGAGGAACUUAUUGCAAUAGGUUUAGUGUCUGUAUGGACACUUGUCGUGACAGAUUUUACACAGUGUUCUGGCUAUUUUCGAAUGUACGAAAGCGAAAAUAAAAUGAUGGUGAAAGUGAGCAUAUCACUACAGAUCUUGAAGAAGCUAUUUAGUCACGAGAUUCCUGUAGUUGAAAAAUCUUUCCGAGAUCAUAGAGUAGAUAUUGUUAUGAAGGAAUAUGACACAGACCAAAUUACUAUGAUUAAAACAAGAAAUCCGAUUUCAAGUACAACAGAUGAUUCACAUCAAUUUAACAAAAUAUUUUUUAAAGCUAUCGUUCCUGAUCAGAAAGAAGUGUUUUUAAAGUAUUUACUCUCAACUGCAAAUAUAAAUAUAACUGUCCAGAACGAGAAACUUUGCAGUCAUCAAAAGAUAGCUAUCGACGUUACCCAAGAUGGAGGAUUGUAUAUCGGGUCCGAUGCGAUAUAUUGCAAUGAAAGCAAACAAAUGUCAGAGAGCACAAUUUCAAUCGUACGUUUGCCAACACUAGCCAUAAUAACAUAUGCCUGCUUUUCAAUAUCCAUCAUUGCUCUGGCAAUUUUUAUAGUUUUCAAUAGGAAACAUAGAUAUCAUAACAGUAUCCCUGGUUCAAAUAUGGAAAACUUGUCAACGUCACUUAUACUGGCCAAUAUUUUGUUCCUAUUUGGUAUAGGUGCAUCAAAGAUUUCUGUGAUAUGCUAUGUUUUUGGUAUAAUUCUUCACUAUUUAUGGUUGACCGUUUUCACCUACAUGACAAUAGCAGUAGCCCAUAUUGUGUUUAGUCUUUCACAAAUAAGAUACCGUCGUUCUGUCCCAAGUGAAGAUGCCAAUAAGCGUCGCACUGUAACUUUCAUAGGGCUAAUUGUACCGUUAUUCGUCGUCAUACCCGCAGUAUGUAUUGAUCAGUUCUGUCCAAAAUAUCGGUCCCUUGGAUACGCUGAUUCUGGGUGCUUUCCUAAUAAGUAUCCUGCAAAUAUUAUCUUCUUUUCUGGGCCUGUAGUUUUUGCAGUUGGGGUAGACUUUGUCUGUAUGUUACAAAGUAUAAUUCAGAUAUGUAGGAUUCGUUUGACAAGGAAAAGAAUGUGUCGGUUAAAUGUCUACCAAGAUGCACAAAUUUACCUUCGAAUCGUGGUGUUGUCAGGAGUGUUUUGGAUGACUGGUAUUCUCGCUACCAUGUUAGAUUCUGAUUUUUUAGAUUAUGUUUUCACAAUUCUCUGUGGACUGCAAGGACUUUGUGUUGCUGUUGCAAAUAUGACCACUGGUCGUGUAAUAAAAUCAAAAAGAAUUUCGAGCAAUGAUAUAUACACUCAAAACACAGUUAGUCUCAAAUUGAGAAAAUUCUAAUACUAUUGGUCUGCCAUGUUUAUAGACUUGACUGAAUUUACCUAAUUGACAUAUACCGGUAUUUUACAAUGGAAACUGUAAAAUGACGUUUUUCGUAGGGCUACUUGUCCUGUUUUUUGUCUUUGUAUUGGGAAUUGUCAUUGAUCAAUUCGGUCCAGAAUAUUGGUCAUUUGAAUGCGGUAGUUCUAAAUACUUUCCUAUUCAGUUUCCUUCAAAUAGUUAUCAAAACUACCAGGAUUAUAAUUUAAUAUUGUCUUCUUUUCUGGACCUGUAGUUUUCGCUGUUGGUGUUGAUUUUGUCUGUAUGGCGUAUUUGAGACACUUUACCACACAUUUGAAA
Molecule: messenger RNA, 2691 nt
Organism: Mytilus trossulus (common blue mussel)
Lineage: Eukaryota; Metazoa; Mollusca; Bivalvia; Mytilida; Mytilidae
Exons: 2
Coding region: 43-2352 (769 amino acids)
Biological process (GO): cell surface receptor signaling pathway; G protein-coupled receptor signaling pathway
Cellular component (GO): membrane
Molecular function (GO): G protein-coupled receptor activity
Source: RefSeq, a predicted model, not a curated record